Molecule: messenger RNA, 330 nt
Organism: Nicotiana attenuata
Lineage: Eukaryota; Viridiplantae; Streptophyta; Magnoliopsida; Solanales; Solanaceae
Exons: 2
Source: RefSeq, a predicted model, not a curated record
AUGCAUAAACCUUCAAAGCAUCAUCUUGGAGCAGCUAAAAGAAUCUUGCGCUGUGUUGCUGGAACUAUGGAUUUUGGAUUAUGGUACUCUCGAUGUUCUAGUUUUAAUUUGUAUGGCUUUUCGGAUAGUGACUGGGCAGGAUCUUUGGAUGAUAGGAAGAGUGUCUCUGGGAAUUUUUUCACUUUUGGUCUGCAGCUAUUACUUGGAGCUCAAAGAAACAAGCAACGACGUGUCAUCUUCAGAGGUAGAAUUGCAAAGGGGCUGAUUGGGUUGAAGCACUGCAGCACUGAAGAGCAAGCAGCAGACAUUCUUACUAAAGCACUUCCUCCG